AGACCCACCGUGCAGGGUGGCGAUGCGGUGCGGUGACAGAAGCCAAAUCAAAACAUAAGAAAAGUCAAAACAAAAAUCAAUUUUAUGAAAUUUUAAGCAAUUAGUGAACUUAAAUUAUUCUAUUUAUCAUAAGUUUUAGGCCAAAUAAUCCAGUGAAAAAUGUUCCGAAAACUUCCCUUCAAGCUAGUGAACACACUCUCGAAGCGAAGUUUCGUGUCAAUCAAUCAUCCACGGCAGAGCAGCAUAUUUAUUCAGACCAAACCCAACCACCAUUCAUACCGACAUGAAGAGAAUCGAGGAAAUGAAUCCAACGAUGGGAACAACACUCGACGAUAUCCGGUCAAAUUCAUUGCAGCAAGUUCUUUUCUAUCGUGGUUCAGUAAAAAAGAUGACGAAGAUUCCCCGGAAAAUCAACUGAUCACAACAAUUAAAAUGUCCAUUCUAAACAUUCAGCGCGAGGAUUACCGCAAAGCCGAGCAGAUGCUGCACAUUGCUCUGAAAAUGGCCCAGGAUUUGCAAAGCAAGGAUGGUAUCACCUACAUCUACGACAUUAUGGCGAACCUGGCCAUGGAAGUAGGUGAGUUCGCCAAAGCGGAGAAGCUCUUCGUAAAUGUCAUGCAGCGACUUUUCGCCGACGGAUUUGUCGAAGACCACAUAAAGAUGCUGCACAUCAGCUCGAAGAUCGCGCAUAUAGCGCAGCUCCAGGGGCACUUGGAUAAGGCAAUUCAGGGAUUCGAGUGGACAAUAGCCAAACUGGAGGAUAAUCUAAAGAAGGCAGGAGACGAUAAAGAGAUUAUGGAAUUGUGGGGUAUCACCAAAAAUUGGUACGCACAGUUGUUGAUGGAGCUUAAACGAUUUACUGAAGCACGCGACUGUUUCAAACAGGCCUACGAUGCCUAUACGCAAAUUCAUGGAACACUGACGGAGGAAGGAUUGACGAUACUCAAUAACUUGAGUGUGGCUUGUUCGAAUCUCGAAGAUUACGCCUCAGCGGAAAAGUACCUUUUGGAAGCCAUACGCUUGGCCUCCAAAAUACCAGAUCUGUCGGAGGAAGGUGUCUACCGGGCCAACUUGGGACUGCUGUACCUGCAACAGGGCAUGCUAAAUCAAGCGAAGGAACUUUGCGCCUUUGCCUGGAAGUACGGUAAGCAGCACAGUCACGAGGAAACUGUGAUACAGGCCAACUACUGCCUGGAGCAGAUAAAGGCCAUGCAAAAGUAGGAAGUUUAUUUGAAAAAAUGUUUUGAUUAGAUAUAAUUUGUUGAUGACUGAUUAUCAAAGAAUAUGUCAAGUUGUUCCUGAUAUAAAGAAUUUACAAAAUUCAUCGUAUGUAUGUGUGGCACAUACGUAAUAAAUACCUGAAUCA
Armigeres subalbatus is the source of this 1366-nucleotide messenger RNA. RefSeq names its product tetratricopeptide repeat protein 19 homolog, mitochondrial (gene Ttc19). The transcript has 2 exons. NCBI's taxonomy places the organism in Eukaryota, Metazoa, Arthropoda, Insecta, Diptera, Culicidae. Gene Ontology annotation, biological process: mitochondrial respiratory chain complex III assembly. The coding region runs from base 160 to 1221 and encodes 353 amino acids. Gene Ontology annotation, molecular function: protein binding. The record is from RefSeq and is a predicted model, not a curated record. Gene Ontology annotation, cellular component: mitochondrial inner membrane.